Funneliformis mosseae is the source of this 408-nucleotide messenger RNA. NCBI's taxonomy places the organism in Eukaryota, Fungi, Glomeromycota, Glomeromycetes, Glomerales, Glomeraceae. The record is from the annotation of a GenBank genome assembly.
AUGUCAGAUAAUCUUGAAAAAUCAAAUUCCUAUAUCGAUUGGUUAGAAAAAUCGAUUGCGGAAGAAAACGUUGUGCGUGCUAAUUGGAAAAAUCCGGAUCGUUUUUUUGCUUUGAAAUCUUUCAAUAAUGAUAUGAUCACUCUGAAAGAAGUAGUAAAUGAGAUAAAAUUACAAAAAAGAGUUGACUUUCAUCCAAAUAUUCUGCGGUUUUGUGGUAUCACAAGGGAAGAGACUGAAUGUUGGAAAUACGAAAAUGAUGAGCGUCCAAAAAUACAAAAGGUCGUUUUAAUUCUUAAAGCAAUUAUUUCUCUUGAGCGUGGUGAAAUUAUGAAUGUCAAUCUUAUUGAAGAAGAAAUUGAUUCAUCGAUAAAGGAUAAUUAUAGUUUUAAAUCAAAUAAAGAGAGAUGA